Pocillopora verrucosa is the source of this 1337-nucleotide messenger RNA. The record is from RefSeq and is a predicted model, not a curated record. Lineage: Eukaryota; Metazoa; Cnidaria; Anthozoa; Scleractinia; Pocilloporidae.
AAUUAUUGAGAGCAUAUGAUGCCUGGUAAAUUUCUGCUCCCUCUAACCAAGUACUGAAUAUGUCUGGAAAUUUGGAGCUUGUGCAAACUCUGGAAGGUCACGAAGACAGGGUAUGGUCUGUUUGUUGGAAUCCCUCUGGAACAUUAUUGGCAAGCUGUGGAGGAGAUAAAACAAUUCGUCUCUGGGGUAAAGAGGGAGACAAAUGGGUUUGUAAAACAGUACUUGAAGAUGGACAUCAAAGAACCAUCAGAUCAGUGGAUUGGUCUCCAAAUGGGAUGUACCUAGCUUCUGCCAGCUUUGAUGCAACUAUCUGUAUUUGGGAUAAAAACAGUGGAGAGUUUGAGUGUAAUGCCACUCUCGAAGGACACGAAAAUGAGGUCAAAUCAGUAGCCUGGAGUUCUUCAGGAUCAUUCAUUGCAACUUGUGGAAGAGACAAGAGUGUUUGGAUAUGGGAAGUGCAAGAAGACGAUGAGUAUGAAUGUGCAAGUGUUCUUCACAGUCACUCACAGGAUGUGAAGAGAGUUGUUUGGCAUCCAGACAAGGAGAUUCUGGCAUCAUGCAGUUAUGAUGACACAGUUAAACUUUACAAAGAAGAUGAUGAUGAUUGGUCUUGUUUUGAUACUUUGGAUGGCCAUGAGGCAACAGUAUGGGCCAUAAGUUUUAAUCACACUGGUGACAGGCUAGUUUCAUGCAGUGAUGACAAAACAAUAAGAAUAUGGCAGAGUUAUGAACCAGGGAAUCAAGAAGGUGUUGUCACAAAUGGAAGCGACCCAAAAUGGAAGAGUGUUUGUGUGUUGUCUGGUUAUCAUGACAGAACUAUUUAUGAUGUUCACUGGUCUCCUGUUGAAGAUGUCAUAGCAACAGCAGGGGGAGAUGAUUGUCUCAGAGUAUUUCAACAGGAUGUUACUAUUGAUGACAAGAAUAAACCUUCAUUCCAGCAAGUAGCAAUUCAGCGAGAGGCACAUUCCCAGGAUGUUAAUGGAGUUAAAUGGCAUCCUAAGGAGCCAGGCCUCCUAGCAUCAUGUUCUGAUGAUUGUACUAUCAAGAUCUGGAGAUUAACAGAAUCGUAACAUAAAGCUCUGUCCCCUCCGUGGUAGCUUCUCUGCUCAUCCCACUACUACAUUGUGUGGAAUAAAUCUUGUGGAAUGGUGAUCUCAUUAUUAAGAUGUGCAGAAGUAUCUGUUGGUUGAUGGAAAACUGCAACAGAAACAGCAAAAUGCACUAUCACUGAUAGAUAUCAGACUCACAGACUUAACAAUAAUAGGAUUGUCAGUUAAGAUGAUGUGCAAAACAUGAAUUUGAAAUAAAUUCUGCUACAGCUUUGUGAAGAAAAAUAA